AUGAAGACUUUCCUCCUCCCUGGCAAGUUAUGUUGCUCUUGGUUCUUACUUGGCCAGCUUGCUCUUAUUGCUUCCCUAGCUUCAGUUGCAGAGGCUCAUUACGAUGAAUUUACUGCAAGUGUUGGUUUAAUGAUCAUAAACUAUUCACUACAGAUUCAAGCAACGCCAGUGAGGAGGCUGUGCAGAACCCAAAACAUAAUCACUGUCAAUGGGCAGUUCCCAGGGCCAAUUGUAGAAGCUAGAAACGGAGAUAUUCUUGUAAUCAAAGUAGUAAAUGCAGCACAGUACAACAUCUCCAUCCACUGGCAUGGGUUAAGGAUGCUACGAAAUCCAUGGGCAGAUGGACCUAGUUAUGUGACUCAGUGUCCCAUUCAACCAGGGGGAAGUUACACAUACCGACAUAGAAUCACAGACCAGGAAGGGACACUAUGGUGGCAUGCUCACACUGGCUUCCUAAGAGCAACUGUUUAUGGGGCUUUCAUCAUCUAUUCGAGAUUGGGUUCUCCUUAUCCCUUCUCUAUGCCUAAGCAAGAAUUUCCCAUCCUUCUUGGGCAAUGGUUUGAUACGGAUCCCGUGCUUCUCCAAAGGCAGGCAGACUUUACAGGAGCACCUCCAAAUACCUCUAUUGCGUACACAAUUAAUGGCCAACCUAGUGAUCUUUACAGAUGCUCCAGCCAAGAAACUGUACGUGUUCCAGUAGAUGCUGGGGAAACAAUUCUCUUGAGAAUCAUCAACAAUGCACUCAAUCAAGAACUCUUCUUCUCAAUUGCCAACCACAGUAUGACUGUUGUUGGUACGGAUGCUGCAUAUACCAAGCCUUUCACAACUACAGUCCUCAUGAUAGGACCUGGUCAAACCAUCAAUGUCCUAGUCACUGCUACAACCCCCAGGCAAUACUACAUGGCAGCACGAGCCUAUGAAUCAGCCAGGAAUGCUGCCUUUGAUAAUACCACCACCACUGCAAUCCUUGAAUACAAAUCUACUAGAAGCAGUAACCAAAACAGACCAAGACCAAUCUUGCCAGCUUUGCCAGCCUACAAUGAUACAGCCACUGCAACAGCAUUCACUUCUGGGAUCAGGGGUCUUUCCCGGGUUAAAGUCUUCAAAAAAAUUGAUGUGAAUCUAUAUUCCACAGUGGGGUUGGGAUUAAUCAAUUGCACAAAUCCUAAUAGCCCCAGGUGUCAAGGACCAAAUGGAACCCGGUUCACAGCGAGCAUGAACAAUGUAUCUUUUUUACUCCCACGCACCACCUCCUUGAUGCAAGCCUACUAUGAAGGAGUACCUGGUGUCUUCACCACAGACUUUCCUCCCACUCCGCCUUUACAAUUUAAUUAUACCGGCAAUGUGCCAAGGGGGAGGUGGACGCCUUCUCGGGGAACCAGGCUCUUCAAGUUGAAGUAUGGCUCCAGGGUGCAAAUUGUUCUGCAGGACACAAGCAUAGUAACCACAGAGGAACACCCUAUGCAUGUUCAUGGAUUCCACUUCUUUGUAGUUGGUUCAGGUUUAGGCAACUUCAACCCAGAAACGGAUCCCCACAAUUUCAACCUUGUUGACCCACCUGUGAGAAACACCAUUGGAACCCCUCCUGGAGGAUGGGUGGCCAUUCGUUUUCUGGCUGACAAUCCAGGAAUUUGGUUCGUCCAUUGUCACAUAGACUCGCAUCUGAACUGGGGUUUGGCAAUGGCACUUUUGGUGGAGAACGGAGUUGGCCUUUCACAGUCAGUACUACCUCCACCCCUAGAUCUACCCCCAUGUUAAGAUUAAUUAAGUAUCAUUAGUUAAUAAAGUUUAUGUUCUGUUUUACAAGUUCUUGAAGGAUUUGCCAAAUAGACACUACAUCUUGCUGCUGUUCCCAAUACCAGACUUAGACAAUGCUUGAAUGAGCAGCAUGUUAGCGAUUAGUUGAUUUGGUGGACUUUUAAACUUUAUAUGAGAAAAAUAAAAGAUAAAUGAUUUGUAAUCAUUAUAUUUAUCAGUUUAAUAUUUUAUAGUAAGAGAAACUGCUUCAUUCUGUUAAGUUCAUAGAAAAAAUAUUUCAAGACCGGACAGUGAUUUGCAUCUUUUACUUCAGUGGAAGAAACGCCAACAUAUUGCAAGUGUGUAGACGGAUUAUUUUGUACAAAGCACGCUAAACAACCUAAACACAUUACAUUUAGUUUUUAGCAGGCUACUAUGAACAAGCAUGUGAAGCAGCUGAUCCUGGACAUCUAACAAGCAAAUACAUCAUCACAACUCCUUAACAGGAUUGCCUAUUAAUCAGCAGCAUGCACCAACUGUCAU
Messenger RNA from Abrus precatorius (Indian licorice), 2280 nucleotides. RefSeq names its product laccase-3. Gene Ontology annotation, biological process: lignin catabolic process. Gene Ontology annotation, cellular component: apoplast. Gene Ontology annotation, molecular function: copper ion binding; hydroquinone:oxygen oxidoreductase activity. The record is from RefSeq and is a predicted model, not a curated record. NCBI's taxonomy places the organism in Eukaryota, Viridiplantae, Streptophyta, Magnoliopsida, Fabales, Fabaceae.